Molecule: messenger RNA, 1415 nt
Organism: Hippocampus zosterae (dwarf seahorse)
Lineage: Eukaryota; Metazoa; Chordata; Actinopteri; Syngnathiformes; Syngnathidae
Product: myoD family inhibitor domain-containing protein-like
Exons: 3
Coding region: 842-1384 (180 amino acids)
Source: RefSeq, a predicted model, not a curated record
GAUGAGAAUGUGAGCAGUUGCUUGUCUUAUCUUUUAAUACUUACCUUUACCUUACCUUUUAAUCUUUUUUACCAAUUUUUCUUUUGUUCAUCCAAAUGAACUUUUGUAAAUUAUGUAUGCUUGUUUUAAAUGCACAUUUUUAUCCUGUGUUUUUAUGCUCUUGUAAAGUGUCUUUGAGUGAGAUGAAAAGCGCUUUCAAAUAAAAUGUAUUAUUAUUAUUAUUAUUAUCUAUAUGUGUCCUGCGAUUGGCUGGUGACCAGUCCAGGGUGCAUAUCCAAAGCCGGGAUAAGAUUCGGCCCACUCGCAGCCCCACAACAAGCCAAGAAAAUGGACGGCCGACUUGCGCUAAGUGAGCCAAAGGCUGUGACGUUAAAGCUAACAUCCAUGCGGGGCAUGUGGCUCCAUCGUGUGAAGGCGUUCCGCCAUGUUUGAUCCGCUUGUUUGGAGCGCAUUGCCAGGAAACGGGAAGGAAGAGUCACUGUGGCUGGAAGUGCAACACGAGCGGAACAGAAGGUUACUCACGCUUUUUCCUGAAAGUGGGGCCCACAUCUUAGUCGGGUGGGGUUUCGUCUUCGUGAAGAGGAGCCCGGGGACGUCUUGAAGGAGGAUGGGUGAAUCUCCACUGGUGGGCCAACAAACAAAAGACGAAACUCAGGAAGGCAAGUGCUCUCCUUACACUUUCUACAAUGUAAUGUUCAUGAAACGUGGCGAAUACUCUUCACGCGUGCAACUUCCAACGUCCUCUGUCAACCAAUCUAAGCGGCGCGCGAGCGUGAGGUUAAUAUGCAAACGCCAAGCAGGAGUUGUGCCUAAUCAGGUGACUAGAAAUUGUUUUUGAUGUAUGCCAGGGAGUGCAACAUUUCAACUUAGAGCAGAAGACCCUCCCGUGACCAUGUUAACAGAUCUCAUCGACACGCAGCCUCAGAGAGGGUCAGCCUUGCCACAAGCGAGUUCUGCAGUGCGCGACAGCACUCCACGUGUUACCCGCGCAGCCAACCGCCCGCAAUGUGACCCGGCGGUCCCGAACGACAGCGUUGGAUCGCGCAGCUCGGGUAUAGCGCGCGACUCUCGCAGUGCGGCGGACUCAAAACCACCUGCUGCUACACCUGCAGACUCGUGCGCUCACCUGCUGCUGGCCUGCCUCUCCUGCCAAUGCUCCGUGCUGCUGCUGGCCCUGCUGGAGACCUGCGCGUCGGGCACGCUCAGACUCUGCGCUUGCUGCUGCGGCGCCUGCGCCCGCUCCUGCGGCACGCUGCCCCGGGCGCCCGUGGAGGAGCUCGCCUGCCACGCCCAUUGCCACUCGGUCCUCUUCCAGUCCUGUGGAGAGUCGACAGAGUGUCUGGAGUUUUGCAUUGAGUGCUGUCGGAUUUGCCACCGCAACUAGGAGACGACAGGGACUGAGAAAGAACUGUGGG